Hirundo rustica (Barn swallow) is the source of this 4675-nucleotide messenger RNA. It is a transcript of the gene REEP3, whose product is annotated as receptor accessory protein 3. Gene Ontology annotation, biological process: endoplasmic reticulum tubular network organization. Gene Ontology annotation, cellular component: endoplasmic reticulum tubular network; cytoplasmic microtubule; endoplasmic reticulum membrane. Gene Ontology annotation, molecular function: microtubule binding. The transcript is spliced from 8 exons. Lineage: Eukaryota; Metazoa; Chordata; Aves; Passeriformes; Hirundinidae. Bases 1 to 846 code for a protein of 281 amino acids. The record is from RefSeq and is a predicted model, not a curated record.
AUGGGGCGGGGUGGGGCAGGGCUGCGGCCAUUGCGGCCCGGCCGGCUGAGGGGACGCGUCGCUGCCGUCGCGAUGGUGUCCUGGAUGAUCUCCCGAGCGGUCGUGUUGGUGUUUGGGAUGCUGUAUCCUGCAUAUUACUCGUACAAAGCUGUGAAGACAAAAAAUGUGAAGGAAUAUGUUCGCUGGAUGAUGUACUGGAUUGUGUUUGCUCUUUACACAGUUACUGAAACAAUAACUGAUCUAACAAUCUCCUGGUUUCCACUGUACUAUGAACUGAAGAUAGCUUUUGUUAUCUGGCUCCUUUCCCCAUAUACUAGAGGGGCAAGUUUAAUCUACAGAAAAUUCCUCCACCCACUGCUUUCUUCUAAAGAAAGGGAGAUUGAUGAGUACAUCGUCCAAGCCAAAGAAAGAGGCUAUGAGACCAUGGUGAAUUUUGGAAGGCAAGGGUUGAAUUUGGCAGCAACUGCUGCAGUGACAGCAGCUGUAAAGAGCCAAGGUGCAAUAACUGAGAAACUGAGAAGUUUCAGUAUGCAUGAUUUGACUACUAUACAAGGAGAUGAGCCUGUUGGACAGAGACCUUAUCAGACAUUGCCAGAAGCUAAAAAGAAAACCAGAGCCUCUGCAAGUGAAUCCUCAGGUUACAAAACUCCCCUGGAAAAAAAUCCUGGGGAUGACAAAACAGAUGAAGAGAUGGAGGGGACACAUUCAGAGGAUGAAAUGUUUGCUCAGAGAGGCCUUCGAAGAACUCAGAGUAUGAAAUCUGUGAAAACUAUUAAAGGCCGUAAAGAGAUACGAUAUGGAUCACUGAAAUACAGAGUAAAGAAGAGACCCGCUGUAUACUUUUAAGCGUCCUGCACAAUGCCUGCAAGAGAAACUGCUGUACUAUAAUGACUUGAAUUCAAGUGUUAAAGAUCUGUGUACAAUUCCUAGAAUGAGUCUGUAUGAACAGAUAUGGUAGGACUUGGUUUUGUGAGCCCAAGUGAUCUUACUCUAUUUUUCUAUAAUUACUUAUUGUUUAGAUUUAAAUCUGGAUGAGUUACAGCAUGAAUUUCAGCAUUCCUUAAACAGGAGUUAAAUGAGUAAUAGGAAAUACUCUUUUGCCAGAGGUAUUGGACAGAUUGAAAUAAUUGCAACUCCAGUUGAAUUAGCAGAAGCGGUAAGUAUCUAGAGCUUGUGAAAAUUGAACCAUAAUGUCCCCAAGUUUACACUGAAAGAGAAAUAUACUUGAAAUAUUCUUCUGAACUACAGUUCCUGAAAAGGCCUUUGUGUAACUUUUAAAUGUACAGUUUAAAGGACAAUGGAUGAUGGUGGGAAAGAAAAAGGAAAGAUGAGUUAGGUAGGAUGCAUCCUUAACAUAAUCAUCUUGCAUCAUAUUGCCAAGCUUAGCAAACUGGGGUACAUUUAGCACUUUAUGCAAAACUGUAUGGUUUUGCACACUCUUAAUGAUUUACAACUGCACAUGUCAUUUUAGUGACUUGCUAGAUAGGUUAGAGUUACAUUUUGAAUGCCAGCAGUUCUUGUAUUUCAUGAUCUUUUAAAAAUUUAUCUCUAUUCCUUAAAUACACUUAGGAUGCUGUAGAUACUUGCUACUACCAAUAUUAUCAGGUGCCUUUUUAUGUAUUAUAGGGCUGUGUGGGUUUUGUCUGUGUGGGGUUUUUUUUUGAGUUUUGGGUUUGUUUUUUUGUUUGUUUGGUUUUUUUGUUUUGUUUUGUUUUUUUGCUUGUGGGGUUGUUUUGUUUGUGUGUUUUCCUCCAUCUAAAGAGAUGUAACAUGAUUUCAGUCAGUUUUUGGUUAAAAUGGUGGUAAGUAAAACUUGUAGCAAUUCCAGUGAUACGCCUCAGGGAUCUGAUCAGCCCACGAGCUGAGUGUUAAAGUCAUGCUGCCAUAAAGGCAUGUAUGAUAGGUUAGUCAGGUCCUGGUUUAGUUUUGCCCUACGUUGCUUUAAGAACCAAUAUAUUUAUAUUUAUAUAUGUGCUUUAGAACAUGUAUGAGUGUAUAUUUCAUACCGUAUGUGGAUUCUACAAUGGUCUGUGUAGUACUUUUUUUAUUGCUAAAGUUAUUACUAAAAUAUUUGCAUAUAAAUAGCUUCUUCUAAGAAUCUAGUUGAUUUAGUCAGUCAUUUUAUAACCUAGAGUCCCAUGGCAUAUCUGCACAGAGAUUAAUUUUGAAAUGUCUUUCAACACAGUGACUUGUCAAAAUUACUUUUUUAGGUCACCUUCGGUACUGUUUUCUGCAGUUCUGAGAAUUAGGCUGAUUUCAGUUUUCUGUGUGUCUAUAUUUCUACUGUGGAUUCAGGGCUAAACCACUCACUUUUUGCAGAUAGCAUUUUAUUAUGUACCUUUGGGACACUCUUCCCUCAAAGAGAAAAUGGCAUGGAUUCCUCUUCUCCUUGGAUCUCUGACUUCAAUCCUUAGACCUUCCCCCAGCUAUUGACAGUCAUCUGCAAAUCUACUGCAGAGAUUUAAAAUAUAUUCCUGAGUCUUGGACGUGCUGCAGCUCUUUUUUUGUUAGAGCCAUGGCAAGUCACUGCUGGUGGGCACCUGAUGGUCUGCAGCAUGCGCUGGCAUUCAGAGCAGGCUUCUGCACACUCAGGCCAGGGUUUGAAUUCUCUGGGUAUGAAUGCAGCUGGUCUGUGUUGCUGGUGGUCCUCCCUGGCUGUGCUCAAAUGCAGCAGCACUUUCAGCCUCUCUGAGGAACCUCAGUGCUUUAGUGAUAAGUCCCAGCAGGCCAUGUGUGAUUAAAAGGCUGAAGUUGUAACACUGAACUCAGAAACACAGUUUGAUACCAGCAGAGAGGAAGGCUGCUCUCUCCCAAAUGAGUACAGUGCAAAAAUCCCAUCCCCUGACCAAAACUGUACCUUGUUAUCCAGCUUUUCUAAGGGAUGGUCACCAAAGCAACCUCCCUGGGAGCCAGGGGCUUCUGCCCCAGGGAUGUUUGUGCUUCUCAUGUUUCCCUGAGGCUUGUCUCUGUGUUAAGACAUUAAGGAACUCAAAGCUCUUGUAUUUGCAAUGCCACUCCUCUCUGAAUAGCAGACUAACCUGGCCUGGGAUGGAAUCUUUAAAUCUUACUGUACAGUUGAGCACUUGCUGACAGAUUUUGCUUAUUUUACCAGGAAGCAUGGCAAAAAAAUAUCAUCUUUCUAUAAAUCAUAAUCCUGCAUGAAGGAGUAGGGUAAGCAGUUUUUGUCAGAAUUACAGUCCCUGUUACAGGUUCAUGUAGAUCCUGUUUUGGGGGUUGUUUUUAACACAUUUCUAGGGCUAGAGAUCAUUGGAGUAUUUUAGGCUCUACCACACUCCUGUCAGGAAGUCGUUCUAUGUGUCUCUGAGUACCUGAGGCUGUAACUUCUGGCAGACUUAACUUGCUAACUCAGUAGUGAUAAAGGCUAAAUAAAUCCUCCUCUUUCUGGAACUUGCAUGGAAUUAGAAAAGCUGGCAGUGUUUUCAUAUUCAUUACUCUUUGCAUAUAAAUGUACUUCUGUUCUUUCAGAUAACUUUUACAAGAUCAAACCUUCAACGUUUUCCUAGCUGUUGUCUUCAGUCUAUUAGCCAACUAUAAAAAUAUUUUCUUGCCAGCCUGAUUUUGAUCUUUGAAUUCAUCCUCAAACUGGUUCACUGGAUUAUCUUCAUUUUUUUCUUCUUACUGUUCAUUGUUAUCUGAUUCUUAUCAGGGCACAAUGGCAUGAUUAGCUUUCAUCACAGUGAUUCAUAGUUUUCUCUCCUUGUGGAGUUUAGUUUAGUUUGGUUUUGAAACACUACAGUAUUUUAACUUUGGUUACAGGGAAUUUUCAAACUUUUCUUGCCUUAGCAACUGCAGAAGUCACCUGUCUAGCUCUUGGCAGGAAACUUCUUGAAAAAAAAAAAGUUAAAAUUUUAUGUUUAACAUACUUUUUGUAUUUGGAAUGUAAAAUGUAGUUCAUGUCAAAUUAUCUAAUCUUCUGAACAAAGUGUUUCCUGAAAAUUGACUGACUGCCACCAACAGGACUACUAACGUAGUUUAACAAAGACUUGGGGUUUAAAAGUGCAUUAGAAGAGAAUAUGUAUUUCCAUUUAAAUCAUAUCAAGGUUUCACGCCUUUCCAAAAUACAUUUGAACUGACUCAGCUCUUUUAGCAAGAGCCUACUGGACUUGUUAAAAUACUCAGUCUGAGAUGAAGAUUAAAUUGGUGGCCUCAGCUGCAAAUAAGCUUAGGCUGGACUUUGAUUACAAUGUAAUUGCCAAUAUUGCUAAUUCCUUUGGUAUGUGGAAAUAACCAAAUAAUAUCCAACAUACAUUUUGCAAGCUAUAAUGAAUUUUAAAAUAGAUGAACCUUGGUAAAAGAGAAUGGUGGAGAAAAUGCUGGACACAUUCAACGUGCUGUUCAUGACAAAAAUGUGUUUUAUUUUUGGUGUUGCUUUUAUUAAUGGGAAGUUGGUAUUUUAAAGUAUUUUUUCUACAAAACUGUGUGUGCAAGGGCAAUACUUUAACAUUUUUCAAUAACUUGUAUUUUUAAACACUACAAACCAGAGAAUAUACAUUUGGACUGAAGGUAGUAGCUUUAAAAAAUGCAAUGUAAGCUUUAAUUUUUAUAUUGUAAUAAUAACUUACUGUCAACCUGUUUACAUAUUUGUAGGAUGGAAACUUCAUUAUGCAUUGACUUAUCUUGAUGCUGUCUUUAAUAAAUGCUGCUUUGAGCAAGA